AUGGCCGGAUGGGUCUGCCGGCGCGGCUGGCCGGCAUUAGGGUUAGCGGCGUUGCUCUGUCUCGGCGCUCUGACGAGAUGCUCGGCCGCUGCAGACGAUGAUGAGGAGGAAACCAUUUCCGGGAAAACGGGAAAUUACCUGUCAGACGCUGCCAAGUGGACAUGGCCAGUGGUCAACGAGCCGGGGACAGAAGCGUCAGUGUACAAGGUUCUCUCCUCCUGGUGCGGCAACGCGUACGAGGAGAUGGUGAAGGACGCAGAGCGCAAGGCGAGGGACCACGAGCGGCUGAAGCUGGAGCGGGACCAGCGGUUUCAGGAGUGGAUGCAGUGCCGCCAGGAGAAGUUCAUUAAAGAGAAGGAGCUGGAGGCGGAGUGUGAGAAGGUGCGCAAGCUGCAGGGGUCGGAGUUUGACAGAGAGAGGCUGGUGAUGCGCGCCGAGUGCGACAUGGAGCUCACUCUGCUGCGCGCCGAGCUGGAUGCCUGUGAGAUCAAGUUGAGCAACAAGGAGCGGGCAGUGUGCGAGAGGGAGGUAGUGGUGGAGCGGGCUCUAUGUGACCAUGCCAAGCGGGGUCUCGAGGCCAACAACACGGCAUGCAAGCAUCGCACGCAGGUCACCGACCUCACGCGCCUGGCGGAGCUAGAAGACACGGCGGAGCAGGCGGCGAGGGACCACGAGGAGUGGGCGGCGGAGAGGGAGCGGCUGCGCAAGGAGCUCAAGGCCUGCCGCCCGGCGCGGGCGCACGCAGAGGCGCGGCUGAGGGAGGUGCUGGCGGAUGGGACGAUUGACUCGCUGGAGCACACCGUGGUGUGGCUGCAGGUGCUGCUGGGAGUGCAGGCGUUGGUGCUGCUUGUAAUGCUCUCCUUCCUCUUCUUCCUGCUGCUGCACGAGGAGAAUCCCACGGGAGGGGGCGCGUAUGGGUGGGUGGCGGUACAGGCGGCAUCCAAGAUGCGCCUGGUGCCAGCAGAGGUGGCCAAAGAAACACUCAUGAAGGCCUUUGAGGGGCGCAGGCGCACACGUCUGCCCAUCGUGCUCACCACUGCUGCCAACUACGAGCCUGACUCUGGCAGCCCCACAUUGGUCUUCCUGCUGGCGCCUGUCAACGUGGCAAGCUCCCGGCGCUUCUCCCUGUUCAACCAUUCGGGCGACUAUGUGACGCACGCAGAGAGGGCACAGGAGAUAGUGGCCAAGGCCCUACCCAAGUCGCGACUGGUGGUGGUACUCUAUGAGGGGUGCGGGGGGCUCUUCACAGAGGCCACACUGGACUCCCUGCGACUCAAACCAGACAAGGUGGCAUACGAGGUGAUCCCCAAGGACAUGGAUUUUCCCAAGAGCCACAACCUGGUGGUGCCAUGGGUGGAUAAGAUGGAGGGGGUGAAGACAACCGACAGUGAGAGGGAGAGCGAUCUGUCCUCCGUGAUUCGAGCGCAGCCGUGGGCCCAGUACCUGUUGGGGAGGAGUGGGCGGAUAGGGCAGAUCGCGUACAUCCUCCCCCCUCCCCCUGAGGACCAACCCACACCAGAUACCACCUCCCCCUCUCCCUCCUCCCCUCCCUACCUCCUCCUCGUCGCCCCCGGCGGCUUCAUCCCCGCUCUCUCCUACCUCCCUGUCAUCCGCGCUAUAAGAUCCGCUGCCCCCUCCUCUCUACGCACGCGCCUGUGGGUGGCCGUACUGAAGGAAACUACCGCAUUGGAUCCCGAGAAAGGGAGAGCGUGGGCGCGGGACGGGUAUGAGGCGGCGGUAGCAGCGAUAAAGGAGAUGGGUGCGGAUGUGACAAAUAGGGGCAGCACCUCGCGCGUGUUUGUGCUGGGACACAGCAUCGGGGCGUUUGCCAUGACAGCAGUGGUGAGAGAGGCGUUGCUGGCGCUCAUCAGCAUCGGCGCGUUUGCCAUGACAUCAGCAUCGGCGCCUCAUACAGCUCCUCCCAUUGCUAUGGCACUGGCAGUCAAGGAGCUGGACCCUGGAUCCUCAGGUGCCCCAGGUGAUUUUUCAGGUGAUUCUUCAGGUGGUUCUUCUGUUGCUGCUGAUGCACCUGGCACGACAGCAGCAGCGCUGGGGCCACUGCUGUCCAUAGUGCAGAAACCGUUUGUGAUUAUAAAGGGCAUGAAUCAUGCGCAGGGGGGGAACGGGGUGGUGAACCGAGAGAGGGGCGACCUGGACGCGUCUCGACCAAUCAAGGAGGUGCGGGAGGAGAUUGGGCGGCUGGUUUCGGCGUUUAUGCUGCUGCACCUGCACUCGGGGAACGGCUGGGCUCCGAUGCUGUUGGCGGGUAGGGAGGGGGUUAGUGGAGGGGUGGGAGGGGAGGGAGGGGAGGGAGGGGAGGAGGAGCAUAUGGCUGAGACACAGCGUAGUGCGGUGAAGGUGCUGCAGCGGGCUGUGGAGUGGUCGUUGGAGUACCUGCGACCAGUGUGGAAGGCCCUGGACGUGGAAAGGGGCGAGCCUCACCAUGUGCUGGUCAGUGCUCUCCUUCCUUCUCCCUUUGGCCUCCCCACCACUCUCCCCUCACACACCAUCUUCCACGCCUUCCUGCCCGACUUCCUCCAGUCCAAGCCCGCCCUCCUCCUCGCCUCACAGGAAAGCCCGUUCCAAAGUAAUUCCUCUCUGGGGGGCUCCUCUCAGGACGGCUCCUCCUCGCCUCCUACCGUGCUGCAGUCUGCAUGGCUGCAAUCGCAGGGUAAGUUCUGGCCGUGCCAGCCGCACACCCUGUGGGUCAAGUGCAAGAGCGCUGCUGCUAUCAGGGAGGCUCUUGGCUUGGAGCUUGCUGGGGUAGAGGGAGACGCAGCAGUGACGCCUGUAGGAGCAGCAGGAACAGAAAAGCCCUCUCUUGAAGCCGCGUUUUCGGCAUGGGCGGCAGCGGCGCCAAUGGAAGUGCGCCACGUGGCGGCGUCGAUCAACGAGGCAGCGAUGCAACGGGCUCUGGAGAUGGUGCACCCGCAUGCGAGAGAGAGGUAUGAGAGAGACGGGAAGAAGGUGGUGUUUGGGGAGGACAGGAUCGUGCCUAUCGAUCAGUGGAUCAAAUCUGAUGUGGAGUGGUCAUUUAAGGAGGGCAUGGAGGGAGAUAAGGGGGAUGAUAAGGAGGGAGGAGUAAUUGGAGAGAGAGGGGUUGUGGUGGUGAGGUCUCCUGUUUUGAUUACUGCUGAUGAGAUUCUUCCUGUGGAGUUGAAGGGGAGGUUUGGGGGAAUGCACUAUGUGAAGGUGAUCACCGUAGCUCGUGCAAUGCAAUGGAUUAUGCUGGAUGCUUUUAGAUACCACCUCCCCUCUCCCUCCUCGCCUCCCUACCUCCUCCUGGUCGCCCCCGGCGGAUUCAUCCCCGCGCUCUCCUACCUCCCUCUCAUCCGCGCUAUAAGAUCCGCCGCUCCCUCCUCUCUACGCGCGCGCCUGUGGGCGGCCGUACUGAAGGAGAUCACAGUGCCAGACCAGGAGAAAGGGAGGGCGUGGGCUCGGGACGGGUAUGAGGCAGCAGUGAAAGCGGUCAAGGAGAUGGGCGCGGAUGUGGGCAGUGGCGGGUUGGGCACUCCGCGGGUGUUUGUGCUGGGACACAGCUUCACCUCCCCAUUCAGCGUGGGAGCGUUGCUCAUGACCUCAGUGGUGCGUGAAUCGUCCCUCGCCUUUAUCCAGAUUGGAGCAUGGUACAACUCCCAGGAAACUUCGCUGCUGCAAUUCCCAAGGCCCAUUCUCACCAUCCUCGGUGACAGGGACGGCCAGGCUCCCCCCAUCACCAUGGCGCUAGCAGUCAAGGAGCUGGACCCUGGAUCCUCAGGUGUUUUUUCAGGUGAUUCUUCAGGUGGUUCUUCUGUUGCUGCUGCGCCUGGCAGCGCAACAGCAGCAGCGCUGGGACCACUGCUGUCCACUGUCCAGAAACCGUUUGUGAUUAUAAAGGGUAUGAAUCAUGCGCAGGGGGGGAACGGGGUGGUGAACCGAGAGAGGGGCGACCUGGAUGCGUCUCGACCAAUCGAGGAGGUGCGGGAGGAGAUUGGGCGGCUGGUUUCGGCGUUUAUGCUGCUGCACCUGCACUCAGAGAACGGCUGGGCGCCGCUGCUGCUGGCAGGCGACAGAGGGUUGAGAAUGGGAGUCAAUGCGAGCAGUGGAGGGGAGAAAUUGGAGGAGAGUGCGGUGGCGCUGCUGCAGCGGGCUGUGGAGUGGUCCUUGGAGUACCUGCGACCAGUGUGGAAGGCCCUGGAGAUGGAGAGACACGAGCCUCACCACGUGCUGGCCUUCCCCAGCCCUCUCCUCACACACCAUCUUUCAUGCCUUCUUACCACACUCAACCCAUUCACGUUCCCCUCCUCUCCCACACCUUCCCACAGGACGCCAUUCUCUCCCACGCGGGCCUACCAACAUCGCUCCCCUCGCACACCCUCGUCCAUGCCUUCUUACCAGACUUCAUCCGCUCCAAGCCUGCCCUCCUCGCCUCUCGGAAAGAAAAUCUUUCAGGCCCCCGGCCAGGAGGGCUCCUCUCAGGAAGGCCUCUGCCAGGAGGGCUCCUCUCAGGAAGGCCCCUCACAGGAGGGCUCCACCCAAUUCUCCUCUCCUCCAACCGUGCUCCUCCUCCAGUCCGCAUGGUUGCAGUCUCAGGCAGCAGCGCCAAUGAGAGUGCGCCACGUGGCGGCGUCAAUCAACGAGGCAGCGAUGCAACGAGCUCUGGAGAUGGUUCACCCGCAUGCGAGAGAGAGGUACGAGCGAGAGGGGAAGAAAGUGGUGUUUGGGGCGGAUAAGAUAGUGCCAAGUGAUGUAUGGAUCGCAGCUGAUGUAGAGUGGUUGUUUGGGGAGGGAGAGGAGGGAAUGGGGGGAGCAACGGAGGGAGGGAAGGGAUUCAAGGAGGGGAUGAAGGAGGGGGAUAAGGAGGAUGAGGAGGAAAGAGGUGCAGAUGGAGGGAGAGGGGUUGUGGUGGUGAGGUCGCCUGUUUUGAUUACUGCUGAUGAGAUUCUUCCCGCAGAGUUGAAGGAGAGUUUUGGGGGAAUGCACUAUGUGAAGGUGAUUACUGUAGCUCGUUCCCCCCCACUCCCGUCCCCCCCAUUCCCCACCCCCUUUCCCCCCCAUUCCCCACCCUCCUUUCCCCCCCUUCCCCUCCCUUUCCCCCCCUUUCCCCCCCUUCCCCCCCCUUUCCCCCCCUUCCCCCCCCUUUCCCCCCCUUCCCCCCGCCUUUCCCCCCUUUUCCCCCCUUUCCCCCUCUUCCCCCCCCUUUCCCCACCUCCCCCCCCCUUCCCCCCCCUUUCCCCCCUUUCCCCCCCUUUUCCCCCCCUUUCCCCCCCCUUCCUCCUCUCCCCCAUCUUCGCCUUUCCGUCUCUCCCCCGCUGCGCUCCCCGGCGCCACUUCAGCUACCCUGCGUGUGCGCGCUGCACGCGCUCGCUGUCGGAGUACACGGUGAGGGGCCAGCAGGUCGCCACGUGGCGCCCGUGGCCGUGCAGCGAGUGCCAGCUGGCAGACCGCUCCGCGAAGCCGCUUGAGACCAUCGAGCGGCAGACACAUCUGUUCAAGCUCAAGCUGCUGCUGGUGCUACCAGGGGAAUCCCACCCAGUGUCCGGUGUGGCGUUUGACAAGGCGGCUCAGCCCCUCAUAGGCUGCACCGGAUCCCAGUGGACCGCCUUUGUUCGCAAAUACCCCCAUGCAG
Molecule: messenger RNA, 5608 nt
Organism: Closterium sp. Naga37s-1
Lineage: Eukaryota; Viridiplantae; Streptophyta; Zygnematophyceae; Desmidiales; Closteriaceae
Source: the annotation of a GenBank genome assembly